Effrenium voratum is the source of this 462-nucleotide messenger RNA. The record is from the annotation of a GenBank genome assembly. Lineage: Eukaryota; Dinophyceae; Suessiales; Symbiodiniaceae.
AUGAAGCACAAUAGUCUUGUCCUCAAGCACCGUAUGCACUUGGCCAAGAACGCUGCUGGGAGCAUUUUCAAAGCUGGCAAGGUGUACAGUGCCGCCUCAAAGGUUCCAAAAGAGGAGUCCGAAAACACAGGCGGAGAUCCACCUGUUUCAGAAGAGCAAGCGCAGGAGGUGGAGGCUGCGUUUGACGAUGCGUUGCCGCUGUUCCUCCAGACUGCCUGGUCCUAUGUCGUAAGGGACAUCGACAAGACGGUCAGGGAGGUGGGGCGGAAGUUUUUGCAGGACAAGUCAGUGCCUUGGCAAAUUCGCAUCCGAAGAGCUCAAGCUUUGCAGCUGCUGGGACAAGUUUUUUCCACACAGGGCGCAAGCGGCAAAACGGCUGGGGCUGGGGCGGCGCCAGAAGGCGGUCCGGAAUCGCAGGCCAAGGCAGUCCUGCAAGAGGCCAUGCUGGGAGCCAUGCGUUGA